Molecule: messenger RNA, 1470 nt
Organism: Ilyonectria robusta
Lineage: Eukaryota; Fungi; Ascomycota; Sordariomycetes; Hypocreales; Nectriaceae
Exons: 2
Coding region: 1-1470 (489 amino acids)
Source: RefSeq, a predicted model, not a curated record
AUGAGCCGCUCCUACUACGACGACGAGGAUGAUCUCGACAUCCAUGUCCGUCACCGUGGGCCGUCUCCGCGACCUGUUCGGUAUGUCCAGAGACCUUCUCGGCCACAGAGCUAUUACGACACCGCCCCUGGUCCUAGCUAUCUAGACCCGGAGCAUCUCGUAACGGUGGCAAGGUCUCGCUCCCGCGAACGCUCCCGAUCUCGCGAUCGUCGCACGAGCAGUCCCCCACCACCGGCCCCCGUCAUAAUCAACAACCGAAUCUACAAUGAGCACUCUUCUGAUGAGGAUGACGAUCGUCGCAUGCAACUGGCAAGUUCUUCUCGUUACCGGCACCGAUCCCGGUCGUGGUCCCGCUCUCGCUCUCAAUCGUCGUCACACAUGACUCGCGAAGAUUGGGAGGCCGAACAGGCUCGCAAAGAUCUUGAAGGCUUGAGACUUUCCAACGCUCGUGAGAAAGACGAGCGUCGUCUCAUUAAGGAGUACCAAGAAGAAGCAGAGCUGCAACGUGCUAAGCGUGAACUGGACGACAUCAAGGGCCGUGAGGCCCGCACCGAGGAAGAGAAGCGUCUCAAGAAGGAGAUGGAGUUGAAGCGACUCAGAGAAGAGGAUGAGGCCAACGAGGAGAAGGAUCGACGUGAAAAGGAGGCCAAGGAUGCUGUGGAACAAUACAAACAGGCCGAGAGGGAUCGCAUCCUCAAAGCGAAGAAAGAGGAGGAAGCAAAGGAGAAGGAGGCCAAGGAGGCAGUCGAGCGCUACAAGCAAGCAGAGAGGGAUCGCAUUCUCAAGGAGAAAGAGGAGAAGGAGGCCACAGACCGAGAAUACCAGCGCCGUCUUGAGGAAGACCUGAGACGAUCCGGACUCGAUGAUAAGGCCGUCGCGGCCAUCCUCAAGAAGGAAAAGGUGAAGAAGGAAACAACAGCACCUGAACCGACACAGGUUCCAAUCAGCCAUAUUGGCCAUGUCGCCCAUACUGGUCAAUAUGGGCACUCUGGCAACACCGGCCAAUAUGGGCCCUCUGGUAGUGGCCAAUAUGGGCCCUCUGGCAACACCGGCCAAUAUGGGCACCCAGGACACUACGGCCAAAUGGCUCCCUAUGUUCCCCCCGCCCAGGUGGUUCCCGUGGCCCAGCACGGGUCUAUAGCUCCAGCUCGGCCCACGUACACUCGCAUGGCUCGCAAACAUCUCUCAAUCGAGACUCUGCGGUCUUAUCAGGUUGACUUUGACUUUGAUGCGGAUCCUGACUACGUCUUGAUCAAGCGUUGGGUUCCUGAGUGGGAGCAGGACCAGUUGUGGAAGCAUACCAAGUACAUUCGUGAGGUUCGUGAGAAGCGUGGCAAGACGCUAUUGAUCGAGGAGAAGAAGCACCCCAACCUUGAACCGGAGUUCGAGUGGGUGCGCAAGAAGCAUGAUCGCAAGAGGAGCAAGUCCCCUUCACUUCUGAUGUAUCUAGCCGGCGCUCGUCAGGCAUAG